Molecule: messenger RNA, 2092 nt
Organism: Platichthys flesus (European flounder)
Lineage: Eukaryota; Metazoa; Chordata; Actinopteri; Pleuronectiformes; Pleuronectidae
Gene: ubl3b
Product: ubiquitin-like 3b
Exons: 6
Coding region: 240-593 (117 amino acids)
Molecular function (GO): protein binding
Source: RefSeq, a predicted model, not a curated record
UUUACAACCAGCUGACUUCCGGCGCCUUCCCGUCCAUUAGCCACCGAUACCAACUUUCAACGAUAUCCGGCUGCACUCGAUAUUUUCCCCAGGAAAAUCGCUCCCCGCGGAUUCGUCAACUCAACUGGAGGCAACAUUCCAUCGUACUGAUCCGAUGCAGGGCUCUGGCCCCGUCUCCCGCAGCUGAGCCACAACCCGUCCCGUUCUCUGUGAUCCACGUCUUUCCUCCCGCCUGAGCCAUGACCACCCAGAGGGAUCUCGACAUGGUGCACCUCCGCCUCAUCCUGGUCAGCGGCAAAACGCAAGACUUCACUUUCUCCCCAAAUGACUCUGCCACAGACAUCGCCAAACACGUGUUUGACAACUGGCCUGCAGGAUGGGAGGAGGAGACGGUGAGCAGCCCCAGUAUACUGCGCCUCAUCUUCCAGGGACGCUUCCUUCAUGGCAACGUUACCCUGGGAGCUCUCAAGCUGCCACCUGGCCGAACGACUGUCAUGCAUUUGGUUGCCCGGGAGACUCUUCCAGAGCCCAACUCUCAUGGUCAAAGGAACAGAGAAAAAACCACAGAGAGCAACUGCUGCCUCCUCUUGUAAAGCAACAGAGAACGGCCCCCUCCCUUCUACCCAGGCCUCACAUACAUAACACACACAUAUAAACAUGCGUACACUCUGCUCUCUCCUACCUGUCAUCCAAUCAGCCGUGGACUUCGAGUAAAUCGCAGGAAGUCUGGUCGGGGGGGGCCAUCACCCUCUUUGGUUGAACUCUUGUCCAAUCUGAGGCUUGUUUUUGUGCCAAUAUAUAUUCACUGUUUCCCCCCCCCACAACUUUUACUUUAUCUGCAGAGUUUUGCUGUAGUUUCUCCUUUUUAUUUGAAGAUCGUUACAUAAAACAAUACCUUUGCUGCUGGACAAGUUUUAAAGAGCUGUCAUACGUUGUGAAUAGGACCCAGGAACUCAUCACUCUUCAUGGACACUGACGUGCUAUAAGGAUGUGUGGGCUCUAACCCUUCCCUACUAGUCACAUGGAUGUUUCCCAAGGUCUUUUUCUCGAUGGUGUUAACCCUCUCAUUGCACUUAACCAGUUUGUUAACUCCGAAGUGUUUACUGUGUCGUCCUCUCCUCCCUCGUGACAUUUUCUUCUUUUGAUGAACAGACCUCAGUUCCCCAGGUGGUUGAAAACGCGCCAUCCUCCUCAUAGACUGUCUCUGCGUCUUAUUAACUGAACUGUUAGGUCUCUAUCAGCACCAGUGGCGUUUGUGCCAUCUCCCGCAUCCUGUUUGUUCCCGGCAACGGACCAAUGGAGAAAAGACUUUCAUUAGCAGCGUAAACACCUGAGGGAUGUACAGGUCCACGGGGAACAGGAACAGACUCCCAGCGCAGAGGAGGCUGAGGAUUUGCUCGUGUGCCAUCUGGUGUCCUGUUCGCACUCUUGCCAGUGACUUUUACUGACUAGACCUUCAACGUUCCCCUCGAAGGGCACCGACACGGUGGGCCACGUAAAUGCAGAAAGAAGAAGAUGGGCGGAGACGGGGGAGGCGUGCGGUCAGUGUGAGACCCUCCUCUACUGGACACUGAAAAUAAGGCGGGGGAAAGUUUCUCCCACUCAGGCGAAGAGUAAAAAGGAAAUUUUUGGUGGUGUUUCACCUCCUUUCAUUUGGAUGCUGUCUUUACUUCUUGUUUGCCUUUUAUUGUGAAAUUCAGUAAUAUCAUUAAUAUUGAAAUUUAAAUAUAUCAAUUUUUAUCUUGUGUAUAGGUAUUUGUUGAAUUUUAGUGUGGGUGAGUUUGUGCCUGUGUGUGUGAGUGAGUGAGAGUCUGAGGGUGUGUGAUGCACGUGGCAUACUGUUUGAAGACUAGCGAGGGCAUGUGGUCUUAAAGAGGUGGUGCACUGGGAGUUUUGAUGGGCUGCGGUUUCUUCAGAAACAGUUGGAAACCUUUUGAUUCCUUCCAUUGAGUGUCCUUUGGUUUGUGUUUUUGUCAAUCAAUGUCACUGCUAUGAAGUUUAGCGCAGUAUGAAUAAAUGUCAAAACUAAAAUGCAAUGUGGUCUACAUAAAAGCUUGUAUUAUAAAUUAAUAAAUCUUUAAAUACGGCAGCA